AUGACCGCCAACCCAGCCAACACGUCUGACCCGGCCGUGUUUGACGGCUGGACAAACGAUCGCAAGUUUUGGGAUGGUCGCGGCCACGUCAACAUCAUCCACGUCGCCGCAGGGGACGCCGCCGCAGUGAACAACACCAUUUACUGGGACCCUGCUGUCAAAGUUCACUCCAUCCCGACACGUACUGUUGCCGCGUAUAUCGUUGCGGUGCUUGAACGGCUUGGAUGUACCGCAGCCGAGGUCAGUAAGAUCAUCGCCAUCCUGAAAUCUACGACCCUUCGCACCACAAUCGUUCACAAGGCCAUGGCUGCUCUCGCUCGUUACCGUAACGCUGGUCACGGCAACAUGUUUCCUACCUCUGUACAGUGGCCAGCGAUCACCGACGAAUGGCCCGACCCUGCCCAAUCUGAGUCUCCCCUCGAUGUCGACAUCGUGCCUUUCGACGACGACGAGGUUGCCACUGUCAAUGACGUUCUGGAACGCUGCAUCAAAGAUGAGGACAUUUGGACCAUCACACCGUACGGCAGGAGCUCGUUCAGCCAAGCCAUCCAAGAACGCGCAGACCAAGACGUGGCGACAUUGGACCCUUCCACGUUCCAGCGUCUCCAGGAGGAAGACAACCGCCUCCAGGAGUUCCCCUUGGACAUCAAAGACUUUGAUGAUGUUUACAGGCUCUCGGAGGCUCUCCUCGACGUCGACAGUGGUAGGCACACCCGUCUCGAUGGGGCCGAGAUGCGGUUGACCGAAACGCUUCGGUUCAUUGUUGUGAUUCGCGGACAGAUAAGGGUAGCCGCCGGCGAGUUUGAAUUCAAGCAGACGAUUUUCCCCAAGCCCUAA
Molecule: messenger RNA, 837 nt
Organism: Apiotrichum porosum
Lineage: Eukaryota; Fungi; Basidiomycota; Tremellomycetes; Trichosporonales; Trichosporonaceae
Exons: 8
Coding region: 1-837 (278 amino acids)
Source: RefSeq, a predicted model, not a curated record